AUGAGUAGCCUAUGCACAAGUAGAAGUAGUAGCAGUAGCACAGGUAGAAGAAAUAACAGAAGCAGAAGUAAACCCACUUUCAACGCUACCAUCAAAAAAAAAAUGAAAAGAUCUACAGAAAUUUUAAAAAAGAAAAAAGGGUCAACGAACAAAUCGUUCAAGAUCAACAACCAUUCGACAUACUGUGAGGGUAGUAGAAUCUCAAAUAAGAAGGUGCAGAGGGAAGAAAAGGAUUUAAAAUGUAAGAGAUCAAAAUUAGGAGAAAAAGGAUUAAAUAAAAGUAAAAAAAAAAGUAAAGAUAAUUGUAAUCCGUUAAAAACUGUCCAUGGUGAUAAUUUUAAGUUUUCUAGGAAAGGAUUUAUUUUAAGUUUCACAGGGAAUUUGGAAGACUUUUAUAACUUAUCAGAAGAGCCUCUAGGGCGAGGUACAUAUGGAUGUGUAUACAAAGCCACGGACAAAUUAUUAAAAAUACAAAGAGCUGUUAAGGUUGUUUCCAAGAAAAAGUUAAAAAAUAUCCCCCGAUUUAGACAAGAAAUAGAUAUAAUGAAAAAUUUAGAUCAUCCUAAUGUUGUAAAGUUGUUAGAAACAUUUGAAGACAACAAGCAAAUAUAUUUAGUGAUGGAGUUAUGCACAGGUGGUGAACUUUUUGAAAAAAUUGUAAAAAAAGGAUCCUUCUCCGAAUUGUACACUUCCUUUAUAAUGAAACAGACAUUUUCCGUACUUAAUUAUUUGCACAUUCGAAAUAUUUGUCACAGAGAUAUAAAACCAGAAAACUUUUUAUUUUAUGACAAAUCUCCAGAAUCGUUAAUUAAAAUGAUAGAUUUUGGUUUAGCUUCCUACUUCAGUGAUGUUAAUUCGGGUAUGAAAACAAAAGCUGGGACUCCGUACUAUGUUGCACCUCAGGUGUUAAGUGGGUCCUAUGACUACAAGUGCGACUUGUGGUCGGCUGGCGUUUUGUUUUAUAUUCUUCUCUGCGGAUAUCCUCCGUUUUAUGGAGAAAGCGAUCACGAAAUACUUAGCAUGGUUAAAAGUGGGAAAUUCAAUUUCAAGGGAAAGGAGUGGAACCAUGUCACGGAAGAAGCGAAGGACCUCAUCAAGCAAUGUCUGACCAUGGAUCCCCACAAAAGAAUAAGUGCAAGUGAAGCAUUAAAGCACCCUUGGUUCAAGAAAAAACGAAACACUUUCAAUAUGAAUUUUAAAAUGGACAUACAUGUGUUAGAAAAUUUCAAAAACUAUGCCCUUUUGCUAAAGUUUCAGAAGCUAGCCAUGACAAUUAUAGCACAACAGAGCAAUGAUUGCGAUUUGCAGCAACUUAAGGCAGCAUUUUUGCAUCUUGAUGAAGAGGGGAAAGGAAAUAUAACGAAGCACCAAUUAAGAAAAGGCUUAGAAAGUAGUGGCUUAAAGUUACCUCACAAUUUUGAUUUUCUUCUAGACCAGAUUGACAGUGAUGGAAGUGGAAACAUUGAUUACACAGAAUUCUUGGCUGCAGCAAUUGAUAGGCGGCAACUUUCCAAGAGGUUACUUUACUGUGCCUUUCGAGUCUUUGACGUAGACAACGAUGGAGAAAUUACUACCGCUGAGUUGGCACACAUUCUCUACAAUGGAAACAAAAGAGGAAACAUAACAGAAAAAGACGUGAACCAAGUUAAAAAAAUGAUCAAAGAAGUUGACAAAAAUCAAGACGGGAAGAUCGAUUUUUACGAGUUUUCCGAAAUGAUGAAACUUACUUUCUAG
This is a messenger RNA of Plasmodium gonderi, 1734 nucleotides long. RefSeq names its product calcium-dependent protein kinase 3. The coding region runs from base 1 to 1734 and encodes 577 amino acids. Gene Ontology annotation, cellular component: nucleus; cytoplasm. Gene Ontology annotation, molecular function: calcium/calmodulin-dependent protein kinase activity; calcium-dependent protein serine/threonine kinase activity; calcium ion binding. Lineage: Eukaryota; Apicomplexa; Aconoidasida; Haemosporida; Plasmodiidae. The record is from RefSeq and is a predicted model, not a curated record. Gene Ontology annotation, biological process: intracellular signal transduction; protein autophosphorylation; peptidyl-serine phosphorylation. The transcript is spliced from 5 exons.